CGUUUCCAGCAGCCGUUUUCUUCCGCCCCCUUGUUGAACCCUAGAUUCUCUACCUUCUCUGUCGCGGCGAUCCGAAACGGCUAAAGUUCCUAUUUUUACCCAUAUUCGUUUCGGAGAUAUCAAUCUGGAUUUGUAAAAAAGUGUUUUUUAGAUCAGAAUGGAGGUCAUAAGCGCCUAAUGGUGGAUAAGAUGAGGGAACUGUUGUAAAGUGUUUGAAGAUGACACUGGAGACACCAAUGAGCGGGAACUUUGAUGAUGAUUUCGACAGGGAUAUUGACGCUUUGAUACAAGAGCAGCAGAACAAUAGAGCUGCUGCCUUUGAUUUGGACCUGGAUGAGCUGAAUAUUCUCCGUUCCGGAAGUGCACCGCCGACGGUUGAUGAUUCAAGAACAGCCGUUUGGAGCUUGUUUGGGCACGAUGGCUUCGGGGACGGGACCAGCCACUUAAGGGUCCAGGAGUCUGGAGGCUUUCUGUCUGAGGAGGAUUUGAGAUCGCAUCCGGACUAUUUAUCAUACUAUUUCUCCAAUGAGAAUCACAAUCCAAGGAUGCCGCCUCCAGCGAUAUCGAAAGAGGACUGGCGUGUCCAACAAAGAUUUCAUCCGAGGGGCUCUUCAUUUGGAGGGAUUGGUGAUAGGAUAGGGAGAAAUGAAUACAUAAAAAAUGACGGCCAAAGCAGCUCCCUUUUCUCUGUUCAUCCAAGCCUAGAGAUGCCAGAUUUGCAAAAGCUGCCAGGGGAAUUGCUUGAGCAGAAUAGCAAUGAAUUUAUCAGGAUGCCAGAUGUUGGUUUAGGCACGAGGAGAAAAAGUUUUGCUGAUGUCCUGCAGGAGGACCUUGUCCAUCCAGCUAUCACUGGAAAUUUUUCACGCCCAGCUAGUCGUAAUCAUUAUGAUAAUAUUGAUUCGUUAAGGGCUUCAGAACCAUCAAUGAUUCAGCUUCAGAAUGACUUGAAUGGUUUAAAGGAAAUGCAAUCUGGAUCAACCUCCUCUAGUCUUACUAGGAUCCGAAGCCUAGGCUCCUCAAUCAAUCAAUCUUUAGUAUCUGCACUGGGUUCUUCUCUUUCUAGAAGUACAACCCCUGAUCCUCAAUUAAUACGAAGAUCACCAAGCCCUUGCCUCCCGCCAGUGGGAACAAAAACUAGUAAUAGCAAUAGACCCAAUGUCUUAGGUGGUGUUUCUUCUCAUACAUCUGGUAUCAAUAUUGAAACUGCUUUUGCUGAAUUGAACUUGUCUAGAAUGAUACCAAAAGAGGAAGAGAGUGAUGUGCAAUAUCUGAUUAACAAGGAGACUGUUAGACAAUCUGGAUUGCUUUAUGAUGACCCUGGUAUUAAUAGGCAAUUUCUGCAUCAAAACAUCAGUGAGAAGUCUCAGUCGGCAUUAUUAGAAAAAGCUCUUGAUGAUGUCAGGUACUUUGAUGCCUCUGAGAAAGCUGGUAGAUUAACAGACGUUGAAUUAGCUAGAUUAACUUCUAAUGGGCAAACAUACUUCCCAAAGCAACCAUCUUAUAAGAAAGUACAAUCUGCUAGUUCAACAGUUUCUAAAAGUGCACGUCUAAAUGCUGAUGUGCCUAAUACUGACUACAACCGAUUGAAUUCAAAAGGUUAUACUGGGAGCUAUGGUGCGCAAAUGAUGUUAAACAAUCAGUUUGGUUCUGAUAUGCAAUACAAUUCAUCUACAGGUUCCAUGUUCAAACAAUAUGUACAUGGUGCUUCUGAUUCACAUGUAUAUCCUCCAGGAAGUUUGGAUCCUUAUUUAGGACAAAAUUAUCUUAAUAUCCACCAAAUGGAUUUACCUGAAUAUCCACAUCCAUACCUGGAAGCAUUGCUUGCACAGCAGAAUUUACAGUAUGGCAUGCACCUCAAAUCAGAUAGCUUGAAUUAG
Messenger RNA from Zingiber officinale, 1877 nucleotides. RefSeq names its product pumilio homolog 2-like. The record is from RefSeq and is a predicted model, not a curated record. The coding region runs from base 219 to 1877 and encodes 552 amino acids. NCBI's taxonomy places the organism in Eukaryota, Viridiplantae, Streptophyta, Magnoliopsida, Zingiberales, Zingiberaceae. The transcript is spliced from 4 exons.